This is a messenger RNA of Cuscuta europaea, 346 nucleotides long. NCBI's taxonomy places the organism in Eukaryota, Viridiplantae, Streptophyta, Magnoliopsida, Solanales, Convolvulaceae. The record is from the annotation of a GenBank genome assembly.
GUCCGCACUCCGCACACCGCUAGGCCGCCACGGCGCAGCUGCCCACCUGCCAUCACGACCUGCCGGCCGCCUCCCUCACGCUCCCGCCUCCCUGAGUCCGGUAGAAUGGGAAGAAAUUAAGCUCACUGAUAAAGAGAUGAAGAUGGACUUGGUGAGUAAAGCAUGCACACUUGAUGGUAAUGGAAUGGGUGUUAAUGAUGGAAUUGAAAGUGAUGAUUUUGUGGAACGUGCCCCCAAGAAAGUGAUUAACAGGAGAGCAAAGAGUGGUACUAAGGGUGUAAAGAAUAAGGUGGCUGCAAAAAGAGCAAAAGGAAAUAUAAAGAAGACAUGUAGCAUUGAUGAGAAC